ACCAGAAAGGAAGAGGGACGCGAGGGAGGGGGAAGAAAAAGCAGCAGAGCCGUGCGCAUGCUCUGUGGGGUUGUUUUUCACAAAGCUGCUUUUAAAGUGAGCUGGCAAGCUGUAGCCACCCGUCUUUGUACAGAGACCACUGAUCUGAGAAGUAGCAGCGAGCAGCCUCCAGUGCUGUGACUUUUUAAGAAAUCUCAAUGAACUAUUUGUAAAGAAGGCACUGAUCCUGCCUGCAAGCCUUUUGCACGGCAAAGACAUCGAUCAGUGUUUAGUGAAGAUCGCAUUUUAUAUGUGAUCUUGACUUUUUUUGUCUUACAUUAUAUUUUUUUAUAGAUUUUGUUAUAAUCAUGGUGCUGGGGAAGGUUAAGAGUUUGACAAUAAGCUUUGACUGUCUUAAUGACAGUAAUGUCCCUGUAUAUUCUAGUGGGGAUACAGUCUCAGGAAGAGUGAAUUUAGAAGUUACUGGGGAAAUCAGAGUAAAAUCUCUCAAAAUUCAUGCGAGAGGACAUGCGAAAGUACGCUGGACUGAAUCUAGAAAUGCUGGAUCCAACACUGCCUAUACACAGAAUUACACUGAAGAAGUAGAAUAUUUCAACCAUAAAGACAUCUUAAUUGGGCAUGAAAGAGAUGAUGACAAUUCAGAAGAGGGCCUCAACACUAUUCAUUCAGGAAGGCAUGAAUAUGCAUUCAGCUUUGAGCUUCCACAGACACCACUUGCUACCUCAUUCGAAGGCCGACAUGGUAGUGUGCGCUAUUGGGUGAAAGCCGAAUUGCACAGGCCUUGGCUUCUACCAGUAAAAUUAAAGAAGGAAUUUACAGUCUUUGAGCAUAUAGAUAUCAACACUCCUUCAUUACUGUCACCCCAAGCAGGCACAAAAGAAAAGACUCUGUGUUGCUGGUUCUGUACCUCAGGCCCAAUAUCCUUAAGUGCCAAAAUUGAAAGGAAGGGCUACACCCCAGGUGAAUCAAUUCAGAUAUUUGCUGAAAUUGAGAACUGCUCUUCCCGAAUGGUGGUGCCAAAGGCAGCCAUUUACCAAACACAGGCCUUCUAUGCCAAAGGGAAAAUGAAGGAAGUAAAACAGCUUGUGGCCAAUUUGCGAGGGGAAUCCUUGUCAUCUGGGAAGACAGAGACCUGGAAUGGGAGGCUGCUGAAAAUUCCACCAGUUUCCCCUUCUAUUUUGGACUGUAGUAUAAUCCGGGUGGAGUAUUCACUCAUGGUUUAUGUGGAUAUUCCUGGAGCCAUGGACUUAUUUCUUAAUUUGCCACUCGUCAUCGGUACUAUUCCUCUACAUCCAUUUGGUAGCAGGACAUCCAGUGUCAGCAGCCAGUGUAGCGUAAACAUGAACUGGCUUGGUCUAUCCCUGCCUGAAAGACCUGAAGCACCACCCAGCUAUGCUGAGGUUGUCACAGAGGAGCAGAGGCAGAGCCAUCUCGCGCCUAUGAGUGCCUAUGAUGAUUUUGAGCGAGCUCUCCAAGGACCACUGUUUGCAUACAUUCAGGAGUUCCGGUUUCUGCCGCCACCUCUUUAUUCAGAGAUCGAUCCCAAUCCUGAUCAACAAACGGAUGACAGACCAUCUUGCCCCUCUCGCUGAAGGAAAGCUUGAUUGAAAUAAGUUGACCUUGAUCCGGAACUGUAUCUCUCUGCCCUGCUGUGGAUAGAGGAAGUAUCUUGGAGACACGUUUUCAGAGGAAGUGGUAUUACUCUUGCCCAGAAAACGGCAAAUACACAAAACCACCAGUGAUCAUGCUUCUGAAGCCUUAUAGCAACAUCACAGGACUGCUCCCACAUGCUUGAAGAAGUGAGCUUUUUCCCCCUUAAACUGGCACAUACACGGGGCAGCCUUAUUCUAGCCUAUGAUCGUACGUGUCAAGACACCACAUUGUAAAAGAGGGAAAAUUUCCUUCUUUUGAUUUGAAAAUUUGCACAUGCUCAAUGCUUACAUUGUGCGGUUCAGUGUCACUACAGCUUUUUUUUUUUCCAUUUAUGCCGGACUCUUGAUGCUCUUUUAAAACUUGCUUGUGGUCAGCACAACAAGGAGCAAAAAGAAAGCUUUGAAAAAAAAACUUUAUUAUGACAAAUGCACUGACAUUUUUUUUUUAAUUUAAUGUAGCCUGGACUUUACCUGUGUAGCACAUGCUCAGAAUUGUCCUUCUAGGCUGACCAUGUAUCACCUCUUCAGCUUGGAUCCAAUUGUGGAUUUAUUUACAAACAUCAAAUGCCUUCAAGCCAAUCCUUUUUGCUGUAUGUUUUGCAGCCUACUGUAGUAGAUAAGCAAACACCAAUGUAGGGAGAAAAAAAAGAUGAGAAAACUCAUGAGACUGUCAAGAUUGUAUAACCUUCUUGAUUUAUUUUAAGAAUGUGUUGCCUUUCUACUAUUACAGCAAAGCAGCAUUUUGUUACAGACUGCCUAAAAUCACUUAAUCUCAGGUGAACGCAUCACUUGCCAAACUGUUGGAAUGCUAUUUGUGUUUUAUUGCACUGUUGAAUUUUUUGUUGUUCUUGUUUUUGUUUCUUUUGUUGUUGUUUUGUUUAUUUGGUUGGUUUUGGGGGAGGGAGAUUUGGAAAAGGGACAUACACAAAAGUUAAAAACCCACCCACAUUCCCUUUUUAUCAUUAUACAUGGAAGAAGAAAUUGGCAAGAGCUGAAAAUGGAAUAAUAAAGGCAGUAUCCGCAGGCACCAGCCAAGGGUUGAAUAAGGGCUGUUGCUCUUAAGAAAUGUCUUUUACCGUCCAAACAGUAUGGAAGUGUCUCAGCCACUUAGGGAGGAAGGGAAAGUAAAUUUAUUUUUAUACAUAGCAAGUGAAUCACCAAAAAAUGCGUAUACGUUUUAAGUCUUUGGUAGAAAGUAUAUUUUAAAACUUGCGAGAAAAUACUGUUAGGCUAAAAGGGCUCAGUUUAUACUAUUUGCUUUCUGGUCUGUUGAAGUUUGAUAGGUGUGAGGGUGUUUUAUUUUUCCUUUUAAAAACAAAUUAUCAAAUAAGCAAACAAAAACCCACCAAAAUGACCAGCACCAGAACAGUAAUUGCUGGCAGAAUUAUCUCUUGUUGAAGGUAUGUUUACAUGAACUGAGGAACCUAUACCAGCAAUACAAUUUUUCUUUGGAAGUCAGCUUUUUGUUCAGACGGAAAAGAAGACAAAACUUCAAAGGACCUGUAGAAAGGAAGCUUCCAUCCUUGGCAAACAAGGAACGUGAUCAGAUCAGUAGUAUAAUUUAUUAAAGACAAUUACAGUUAGCUCUCUUAAUACAUACCAGCAUUUAUAAAAUCGUUGAUAACCCUACAUUCUCAGAGUAUAUAUAAACUUGACGUUUCAGAAAGAAUUUAAUAGUAAUUUUUUUCUACCAAAGUUAACAUUUUUUUUGAUGAGUGAAGGGUGUGUUAUAACUUUCCUACCCUGUAACCCAUGACUUAAUGAAGUGGCUAUAAACCUUAGAGACUCUGGUAUGGUGCUUGACUUGGUUAAAUACUGUCUUAAAAUUUCAUACAAAAAACAAAAUAGGCUUUUCCAUAAGUGGCCUUUAAGAAAACAUGGAAGACAAUUCAUGUUUGAAAAAUGCUGACAGGGUGAAGAAAGCCCAGCAUAAAAAUGAAUCACGUUUUAAGUGAUUCAGUUAAAGGGUUUUCCAGUAAGAAAACUAAUACUAGAUAACAAGGAAAUGGGGCUUGAAAUAUUUUUUUAUUCUUGUUAAAUAAUUUUGUGAAUGUCCCCCCCCCCCUUCCCUCCCCCCAAAAAAACUGAUGGAUUAUUUGGCAUAAAGGGCAUUUGGUGGUUUUUUUGUUUUGUUUUUUGUUUUUUUGUUGGGGGGGAGGGGUUGUCAGAUGACACCCUUUAACUUUUUCUUCCUCUUCUGUCUCACUAACUAGGGAACAAUUACUGAUAUGCAUAGCAUUGGAAUACUUAACAUGAUGUAAUCCUUAAGUUACACAGAGAGCAGGGAUGACCAAUAGGAAUUGGCGCCAGACCACAUGAAGAAAUGUGAUCACUUUAAAUUUUGAAAACUGUAUCAAGUAAAGUUUUUGGUCUUUGUUUUUGUUUUUCCAUGAAAGUAUUUCUAUACUCUGUUGUUUAGAGGCAUUACUUUACUAUAUUAUUUCCUAGGUAUUGGUCAGUUCCUGACAUAAAGCAUUAUAUUCAUAAAUGUAUUCCAGUGUUUGAGAUUCCUGAUUUUCCAAUUAGGAAAGACAAGUUAAAUCCAAAAUGUUAAAGAAACAAAGUGCAAUAUUAAAUGUUUGCUUUAUAGAAUAUA
Molecule: messenger RNA, 4248 nt
Organism: Trichosurus vulpecula (common brushtail)
Lineage: Eukaryota; Metazoa; Chordata; Mammalia; Diprotodontia; Phalangeridae
Gene: ARRDC3
Product: arrestin domain containing 3
Exons: 8
Coding region: 348-1592 (414 amino acids)
Biological process (GO): protein transport
Cellular component (GO): cytoplasm
Source: RefSeq, a predicted model, not a curated record